AUGGGUGCUCCGUCUUUUUUUCUUGGCAUUGAGACGGUCUCCAAGGAUGGUGGUUUGUUUCUUUCUCAGCCGCGAUACAUGCGAGAUAUUUUGAGCCGUGCAGGUAUGGUGGACUGUAAACCGUUGGCUACUCCGGUUCCUGUGUCCCGACCUUCUUCUGAUUCUGUGGUUCCCUAUGCGGAUCCCACGCAGUAUCGCAGUCUUGCUGGGGCUCUACAGUAUCUUACUGUUACUCGUCCGGAUCUCUCUUUUGCUGUGAAUCGGGUCUGUCAGCAUAUGCACUCUCCAACCAUUGAGCAUUGGGCUAUGCUCAAGCCUGUUCUGCGGUAUAUAAAAGGAACUCUGCACUUUGGUCUUUUUAUUCGUCCUUCCUCCUCUGUUGCGGUUCAUGCCUUUUCGGAUUCGGACUGGGCUGGUGAUCCAGCUGACAGGAAGUCUACUAGUGGUUUUGCAUUUUUUCUUGGUGGCAAUAUGAUUUCUUGGUCUUGUCGGAAGCAACGCACGGUUGCUUGUUCGUCUACAGAGGCUGAAUACAAGGCUCUGGCUGAUGUGUCUGCGGAGGUCACCUGGUUGGUUUCUCUGUUGCACGAGCUUGGAGUGUCAUUGGCUGCUCCUCCCACUCUCUGGAAACAAGGUACUCUCACUACACAACUUGAGAUCGGCAUCUGCUUGAACUUGAUCCGUCACUUCCGAAAAAGGCUACAACUGCUAGAUCUAAAAGACGAGUUGGAUGUCCAUCUCUCCAGCUCUAGGGUGAACUUGAUGCAGGCUACCGACUUAACACUUGCUCUAGCACACAACCCGCUACUCCUCACAAGGAAACGCUUGAAAACUUCAAAGGUUCGGUUCGGAGGUAAGGUCCGAAACAGGAACGGUAACACCGGAGAAGGGUAA
Molecule: messenger RNA, 894 nt
Organism: Ipomoea nil (Japanese morning glory)
Lineage: Eukaryota; Viridiplantae; Streptophyta; Magnoliopsida; Solanales; Convolvulaceae
Exons: 2
Coding region: 1-894 (297 amino acids)
Source: RefSeq, a predicted model, not a curated record